Messenger RNA from Scomber japonicus (chub mackerel), 837 nucleotides. It is a transcript of the gene stc1, whose product is annotated as stanniocalcin 1. The record is from RefSeq and is a predicted model, not a curated record. Lineage: Eukaryota; Metazoa; Chordata; Actinopteri; Scombriformes; Scombridae. Gene Ontology annotation, cellular component: extracellular region. Gene Ontology annotation, biological process: intracellular calcium ion homeostasis. Gene Ontology annotation, molecular function: hormone activity. The transcript has 4 exons. Bases 1 to 837 code for a protein of 278 amino acids.
AUGAAUUACACACAAACCAGGAGCCGUCUCUUUACAUUUAGUUGUAUCAUCUGUGUUGAGAGGACGAUGCCUUUGAGGACCGGACUUUUUCUCCUGAUGGUGCUGAACGCAUCUGCAUAUGAACUGGAUCAAAACGAGUCUUAUUCGCCCAGGAGAGCACGCUUUACUGCCAAUAGCCCUUCAGAUGUGGCGCGCUGUCUCAACAGUGCCCUCCAAGUUGGCUGCGGAGCCUUCGCCUGCCUGGAAAACUCAACUUGUGACACAGAUGGCAUGCAUGACAUCUGCAAGUCCUUCCUAUACAGUGCUGCUAAAUUUGACACUCAGGGUAAAGCAUUUGUGAAGGAGAGCCUUAAGUGCAUUGCCAAUGGCAUCACCUCGAAGGCAUUCUCCACCAUCCGCCGCUGCUCCACCUUCCAAAGAAUGAUAUCUGAAGUCCAAGAGGAGUGUUACAGCAAGCUGGAUAUCUGCACUGUUGCCCGAUCUAAUCCAGAUGCUAUUGGUGAAGUGGCACAGCUACCAAGUCACUUCCCCAAUAGGUUCUAUGGGAAGCUGCUACAGAGCCUGAUGGACUGUGAUGAGGACACGGUGGACCGCGUUAGGACCAGCAUGGUGUCGCGGCUGGGCCCAGAGAUGACCAUGCUUAUUCAGCUGCUGCAGAACAAGCCCUGCCCAUCCACUGCUGUGGCUGCAGCUGCCGCCAUCCCAACUGGAGUGGAGGGCCGUGGGAGCUGGCGCUGGUCCAUGGGUCCCCAUAUGUACAAGAUCCAGCCUAAUCUGCGAAACAGAGACUCUGCCAGUCAUUUUGGCAAAAAGCGCUCUGCCAGUGACAGCUCCUAA